GGUUGUUUCCUACUUUUCACCUGGAACUUGUUGGAUAGGCUCCAUCUUCUCCGUAAUAAGCAGGCAACCAUUCUCAUGGAGUAUUCAAGCUCCACAGUCGAAUAUGAAACAUAUUACUAUGAAAAUGAUUCAACUGAGCAGAGUGAAGGUUGCCGCCUUCCUGCGUUUCCUUGGACUUGGAUAAUCCGGACAUUUCUCUACAUCCUGGUGGUGAUUUUGGGAGUUCCAGGUAACAUCGCCCUGAUCUGGAUUAUGGUUCGGCGCCUCAGUGUUUUCAGACGUCCCUGUGAAUCCUUCGUGGUGAAUCUGGCAAUUUCUGAUUUGCUUCUUCUGCUGGGCCUCUUGGUUUGGAUUGACAGCGAGAUCCACGGGGGCUCCUGGCGCUCAGGAUGGCUGUGUUGCAAGAUUACUGCCUAUUUUAUGGCCCUCAGCAUGCAAAGUGGGAUCUUCUUUCUCACGGCGAUGAGCAUUGACAGGUACCUUGCAGUCGUACAUUCGAAUAUCUACCGGAAGAUCAAGAAGAAACUCUAUGUUACUGCAUCUUGUUUCCUGGUUUGGUUGGUGUCUAUACUGAUAGCACUGCCUGUGUUCAGGGCACGCACCCUUUCACUGGACGUCAACGGUAUUUGGAGAUGCAGAGAAGAAAUUGACAUCCAUUUACAAAGAUUUUCUUUGGUCAAUCUCCUGGCUUUCUUCUUCUCCCUCCUUGGCAUCCUGUAUUGCUACUGUUCCAUCAUGAGGACCCUGUGCCUGCACUACAGGAGGACACGUAGACAGAAUCACAAGCUCCAGCGCUCCAUAAAAGUGGUCUUUCUAGUGGUCGUCGUCUUUUGUUUCUCCUGGGUACCUUUUAACGUAUUUAAGAUUGUUAAGAUUGUUCUCACAAUGAUGAACAAGGAAAACUCUUGCACCAUGGAUGUGGCCCUCACCGGUUUGGGAGUUCUGGUGCCUUUUGCUUUUUCUAAUAGCUGCGCUAACCCUUUUAUCUACACCUGGGCCGACGCCUCCCUCAAAAAGCUUGCAGUUCGCUGUCUGUGUCCAUGUCUCCCAAGGCUGCAGGAAGUGAUGGUCGUUUCACAAAGUUCUGAAAUGGGCUCACGCAGCAGCCAAGGGUCUGAGUCCAGCUGGCACAAGAAAGAAAGGCAGAAUACGACCAACUGUCAGCUGUCUGUAAAAGCGUAGGACAAUUGUGAAGAGGUAGCCCAUCAUAAUGAAGUCUCUGCAUGUUGAAAUGUGACGGUUAUUCAUGGACACCACCAUCGAGCUAAAGCAAGUCUUUAAAGGAGUUGUUCAGCUGUGAACAGCAGAGAAAUAGCAUCUGAAAUUUUGUUAUAUUGUUUAGAAAUCUACUGUUGAAAUAAAACCAAAAAAGGAACUUUCUUUAUCUUACUCAGCCUUUGCCCAUCCUUGAUCAACAGCCGCAUGUAGAAUUCACAAUGAUGAGGCCAUGUAGCCAUGAGGUGGACAUUUCUGAGACACGUGAGUUGCGUGUUUAGUUUAUAAUGUGUAUAUCAUUUUGAAGAAGUUUUUGGUGAUACCAUUUUGCUCUUCCUCAAAUGGGUAUCAGAUAUUGCAUGCUUCUAGAAGUUUACAUAAGCCAUAGCUGAGUUAUGGAAAAUUCAGAAUUUUGUUCA
Molecule: messenger RNA, 1634 nt
Organism: Polypterus senegalus (gray bichir)
Lineage: Eukaryota; Metazoa; Chordata; Cladistia; Polypteriformes; Polypteridae
Product: G-protein coupled receptor 15-like
Exons: 3
Coding region: 76-1182 (368 amino acids)
Biological process (GO): G protein-coupled receptor signaling pathway
Cellular component (GO): membrane
Molecular function (GO): G protein-coupled receptor activity
Source: RefSeq, a predicted model, not a curated record